Molecule: messenger RNA, 4494 nt
Organism: Homalodisca vitripennis (glassy-winged sharpshooter)
Lineage: Eukaryota; Metazoa; Arthropoda; Insecta; Hemiptera; Cicadellidae
Product: homeobox protein OTX-like
Exons: 4
Coding region: 1-1602 (533 amino acids)
Biological process (GO): regulation of transcription by RNA polymerase II
Cellular component (GO): nucleus
Molecular function (GO): DNA-binding transcription factor activity, RNA polymerase II-specific; RNA polymerase II cis-regulatory region sequence-specific DNA binding
Source: RefSeq, a predicted model, not a curated record
AUGACAGGAGUAUGCUUGAGCGCACAGGUGAAAAGUCAGACGCUUCCUCGACAGGUAUAUGGCAGUCAGGCACCUUUCUCCUCGGGUUUUCCCGACUACCCCUACCCUCGGUUCGGCUACCCCGCCAGUCAGGGUCGGUCUACCAGCAGUCAGUUGAGUUCUGUCAGUCGAACGGUCGAGAUGGCGUCCUCGAGUUCCGUUGCCUCCGCAUACAGCAGCGAAGACACCGCGCAGUGGUUGUUGUCCCCGUCGUUCGGGGAAGCCCUAAUAGACUGUCAGUUCGAUUCCGGCUCCAGGUGCGAGAGUGCAUCUCCGGUUUCUGUUACCUCCGGUUAUAGCAACGGAGAUAACACGCAGUUGUCUUACUCUCCUCCAAUCAGUGUAGUAUCGGAAGUCGAGUUCGGUUCCGGUUCCAGAUGUGAGACAGUGUCUCCUAAUUCGGUAACAUCCGGUUUUAGCAACGGAGAUAACACACAGUGGUCUUACUCUCCUUCAGUUAGUGAAGGACUAGACAGUCAAUUCGGUUACGGGAACGAACCGGUGCAGAUGACGUCUCCAUAUUCGGUUCCUUCGGGCUCGACCAGCCCUGACAUUCACUGCAAUCUUCUCCUUAAGAGCGGCGGUAGUGUUGAAUCGCCUUCGCCCCCACUGUCUUCAUCCCCACAUGAGGGUGCUGCUUAUCCGCCGAUGAUAUCUCCGGAGUAUCAAGCUAUGGGGAAUGCUGAUUUAGAGGUCCUCGGAGCGAUGGCGAGCGGGUUCAUGAAGGGUCCGACCCUCCAGCCCAUGAUGUCCACCCAUCAUCAGUUUCCUCCAGUGUCCGCCCUGGGUACUCCCUUUGGGCUUCAUCACAUAGACUCAUCAGUUGGGUUCCCACCAGGGAUGGGAACUCGUAAACAGAGGCGGGAGAGGACCACCUUCACCCGCGCCCAGCUGGACGUCUUGGAAGAUCUGUUCUUCAGGACCAGAUACCCGGACAUCUUCAUGAGGGAAGAAGUGGCUCUGAAGAUUAACCUACCUGAAUCUAGAGUACAGGUGUGGUUCAAAAACCGAAGAGCAAAAUGCAGACAACAGGCUCAGUCGAACCCGGGGCCCACCGCCAACAGUGCUGCUAACAAGAGCUCCAGGGGCGCCACCAAGUCCCGAGGGAUCUCCAAGUCUCCCAGCCACAGCGAGCCUAUGGGUGACGUCAAACCUCCGGAGACCGCUGACCUCCGGAGCCUCAAGGCCUGCAGCUCACCCGUCACCUUCCCCGCCCCCGCCCGCGCAGCUCCAGGCACCCCCGCCGGAGGCAGCAGUGCCCCUUCCUCCGGCACCACCCCCAGCCCACCACUGACUCCUGGCUACUCGCAAGACAUGCCGCAAUACUACUGGGGAUCCUCGGGUUCCAACUAUACCCAGAACUAUUACUACCCCACGAGCAGUGUCCACGAGUACUUUCCCGCCGGCCCUACUCACCCCCAGGGGUCCGUGAACAACCACUACCACCCCUACUACCACUCGGGGAGUGGAUACUCCGUGGACUCCGGCCACUACCACCAGUACUCCCACAGCCACGCUCACUCCCACGGACGAACGGACUGCAGUGCGGACUACCUGGGCUAAACCACAUCCGUUUCUCUCUGAACAUUUGCCACCGUGCAUGAACUGUACAUAUUGUAAAUCGAUAUAGACGAUAGAAGAUAUCGUGUCGAGAUUUAUUUAUCAGUAGAGAUACGUUCUUAACAUGUUUAAAAGUUUAUCACAUUACGAUAAACUAUUUUUGUGAUAAUUUGGUAAAUUAGAUUUGUGCCAAUUAUGAUGACAUUUUCUUUUUUGAAAAUUCAUCAUACGUAAUAUUGUUUCAAUGACUUAAUUGUAAAUAUCGUACUGUUUUCCUCUAGGAUUAGUUUAUACUACACGGAUUGUACUGUUUGUCAUGGAAUAGUGUGUUCCAUUGAAAUCUAAAUAAUUUAUACAGGGGUAUUUGUGAACAUAAUACUGCACACCCAUCGCUUUCAGAUCGUUAUUUUAGUGAUCGUCUAUCACUAAACAGUAAAAAUUACAAAGACAAAAUUGUUUACUGUCGUUCCAACAAUCAAUUGGUUUAAAGUGAUUAUUUGGUUUCAAGAACAGUCUUUAAAGAGAGAUAACAAAACGCACAUUGUUUAAAUUUUACAACUAUUUAUUGCACUUUAAAACAGGCAAUUAAUACUAUAGGAAUUUUAUGGCUAUGCUCUUUUUUAAAACAUUGUAUAUUGUUUACAUUGGUUUUAAAUAAGCAUUAUUAAGACCUUUUUCUCAUGAUCAAGUAGACUUGCUUCGUUUUGUAAAUGCAUUAUUUGUUUUUUUCUUUUAAUUUAACUGUCAACUUUUUAUAUCGCUGUAAUCGUAUCUUUAUACAGCCAACAGUAAUUAAAACAUAUUUAAAGGCCCAAAUUUCAUCUCGAAAUAUAACUAAAUUUAAUAUAACUUAAAUUCUUUAUUUGGUUUUAAGAAAAAGACAUGGUUUUUAAAGGGUAACAUUAAAAAAAUGCAAAGCUCGUGCACAUUAUAAUAUUAAAAUCAAGAGAUAAAGAAAUAACGCUAAAUCUUUUAGAUCCCUGGCAGGAGCAGAUAUACAAAUUAGAUACAGUAGAGGGUUUGCCUAAGCCAGGGUUGCAGGCGUUGCAGGCUAGGAGUGAUUUAUUUGGUUUUCCCAAAUUUGUUAAUACGAGUAGUAAACAGUUGUCUCUGGAUGCCAUGUUUACUCUGAAUAUUCUAAGAAACCAAUAAAUCACUAUCUUUCCUCCAUUCACUAAUUUCUCUUUUCUGUUAUUGAAAGCCCAUAUCAGUAAUCACUUUGAUAAUGAAAUAAUGAUCCACUAUCAAAACCAAUUGUUUUGUACCUUUUCUUUGUAAAAUGUCAGUCUUUGUAACUUCCUUUUGCAGAAUUAAUGACACCUAAUUCAUUUCUAAGCUGGCAGUAUGGUUAUUCCACAACCUCUGAUAAAAGUCACGAUAUUCGAUUGAGAGCAUUGAAUCAAUUCUUGGAGAGAAGUCUUUUUGCGAUUACUAAAAGACAUUUCUUCUAUGGUAUUGCAUAACAUUUGUGUGUUUUUAUAUACUUGUAUGUUUUAAUAGUAAAUGGUUUUGUAAGUUUUAGAUAAUCUGUGUGAAAUACUGUUUGUAAUAUUAUUAGUUUGUAUACUUUGUGUUAUUUUUCUUUUGUAAUCUGUGAUCUAAGACAUGAUUGGAAUUAUUUCAAGGUUUCAUGUUUAUGAUCAAAACAGACUACUUCUCCAUACGUAAAAAUGAUAAAAAAAACAAAAAAUAUGAAAAUUAUAAAAAAUCAUAAAAAAUUGUGAAAUUUAUAAUUUCAUUUAUUGUAAUUGUAAAAAAAUUGUAUAUUUCUUCAAAUUUUAAGCAAUAUAAAUCUAAACCGCUUUCAAAGUAAUAUUUAAAAGCAAUUUAAUUUAUAUUGCCUAAAAUUUGUCUUACUUAGUGUCAUAAAUAAAGUGUGCUUUAAUUUUGUAACAGUAAAUGGAACCACAUAUUUAGUACCCUUAAUUUUUAUGUGACAACUUAUAUGCUUUUGAAAUGUUUAAUAUUUGCAUUGUCUCUAAUUAUUUUUGUAAUUUCAAAUUUUCCAGUUCUAUGAAAGGAACAGGUGAUUCCGACUUCUAGCUAAGAUUAAGCCACUCCGGUUUUUUAAUACAAUCUUAGGUAGAUGAGGUUUUGUAUACAAUCCUUUGAGAGUGGUUCCCUUUACUAUUAAUUUUUUAAUAUGGAUGACAAUACAUUUUCUUGUCAUCCAUAAUAAAAAAUUGAACCAUUGCGAAAUGUAUACAAAACACACUGCACACCGUAAAUAAUAAAACGCAUACAUGUCUCAACGGGUACAUCGUAAGAUUGAAGGCAUACUGUGUGUUUUAUAUACAUUUCGAAACGGUUACAUACUGUGUUUGAUAUUUUAUUGUGUUUUGUGAUGCAGGGUGUGGUUGAAAUUGUUUAUCAACCUUUUCAUGACUAACUAGUGGCAAAUCACCCUUAAUAUUAUUGAUCUUCUUCCUACUAAAAAUUGUUUUCUGUAUCAUUCAUCGGACCUGAGUGCCAAAUCAGUGUUAAAUACAGUGGGGGAGAGGGUUGUCACUAGAUAGUCAGUCAUUUUUUGUGAAAUAAUGUAUGCAGUAUUUAUUUCAAAUACUAUGUAUUGUAUCCUCCGAUUUUUUGUUUUCAGUGCAGCAUACUAUUUAAAAUGUUUUAACUUGUCCAUGUCCUUUGAUAACAAAAGGGUGAUUAUUUACACAUAGAUUAUGUACAAUACUCCAAAAUCUUAACAAUUUCCCCGCCUUGAGGCGCACACUGUGACGGGAACGUGGGUACUCCCACUUUGUAAAUAUUGUACAUUGUGAGUCUAUGUAUAUACUCUUGUCACAAUAUGUAUGUAUGCAUGAGAGAAUGACCAUGUUGCUACUCGAUAACUUUUGACUCGGCAACGACUGCUAUGAAAACUAUUAAAUCGAUUAACUUCUUUGA